Vespa mandarinia (Asian giant hornet) is the source of this 2290-nucleotide messenger RNA. RefSeq names its product fumarate hydratase, mitochondrial. Gene Ontology annotation, cellular component: mitochondrion. Gene Ontology annotation, molecular function: fumarate hydratase activity. Gene Ontology annotation, biological process: malate metabolic process; tricarboxylic acid cycle; fumarate metabolic process. Lineage: Eukaryota; Metazoa; Arthropoda; Insecta; Hymenoptera; Vespidae. The record is from RefSeq and is a predicted model, not a curated record.
AACAUAUAUCAAAGAUUCUUUUAUCCCGUGUUACAAAGGAACAAAAAAAAAGUGGAAAUUAGUAUUUUUCUUGUGAUAACAAAUGAGAUGCUGGUUUUAUGUAAUCAUUCAAGUGCCAACUUAAGAUAAAAUUGUUCACGGCGUUUCUAAAAGGAUAUCGAUUUUUAUUUAUUUAUUUAGUGUAUAAUAUUUGUGUUAAAAAGGAUAUGAUAUGUUAAUUAAUAUUUAAUAAAGAUGUCUCUGUCAUUUGAAUGAUAAAAAAAAAAAAAAAAAAAAAGAAAGAAAAAAAAAGACAAAGCGAAACAAAUGAUCUAGCAAUCUCUUUUCAAUUAUCUUCAAUAAAUUAUGUAAAGUUGGAUAAUCCGUACAUAUUUCUUUAAAAUUUUCUACAAAAAAAGAAAAAAAAAAGAAAAGAAAAGAAAAAGAAAUCACUUAAGUAUUAAUCUAUCUUAUUUCAAAAGUUAUAAAAUAUUAUCUAUAUUAUUUAUGUGCAAUUGCUUUUGUCCAUAUAAAUUGUGAACAGUUUAAUCACUCUAUAUAAUACUGAUUAUCUUCCAUAUUGAGAUAAACAUAUACUUUUUAUUGUUAUUAUUAAUAUAUAUCAACUAACUCAAAGAUGAAUUGUGAGAAACAAGGAUACAGAAUUGAAAAAGAUACAUUUGGAGAAUUAAAAGUUCCUAAUGAUAAGUAUUAUGGAGCACAGACUGUACGAUCGAUGAUGAAUUUUGCCAUUGGAGAUUCAUUUGAACGCAUGCCUUAUGGUAUUAUUGUUGCAAUGGGAAUAUUAAAGAAAGCUACAGCUGAAGCAAAUAAAGAAUUUGGGUUGGACCCAAAAAUCGCUGAUGCUAUUAGUAAGGCUGCUGAUGAUGUUAUAAGUGGUAAACUUUAUAAUGAACAUUUUCCAUUAGUGAUUUGGCAAACAGGUUCUGGAACUCAAACAAAUAUGAAUGUUAAUGAGGUGAUUUCCAAUCGCGCAAUUGAAUUACUUGGUGGAAAACUUGGAUCAAAAAUACCAGUUCAUCCCAAUGAUCAUGUAAACAAGUCACAAAGUUCUAAUGACACAUUUCCAAGUGCAAUGAACAUAGCUGUAGCAUUAGAAAUUAACAAAGUACUUCUACCAGGUUUAGAAUGUUUAUUAGAGGCAUUAAAAUCAAAAGUAGAAGAAUGGAAGGAUAUAAUUAAAAUUGGAAGAACUCAUACACAAGAUGCAGUACCUCUUACAUUGGGACAAGAGUUUUCAGGCUAUGCAACACAAAUUCAAAAUGGAAUUUGUAGAGUUAAAGAUACUCUUCCACGGUUAUAUGAAUUAGCAUUAGGUGGUACAGCAGUUGGGACAGGAUUAAAUACGCCAAAAGGAUUUAGUGAAAAGGCAAUUGCAGGAAUUGCUAAGUUAACUAAUUUACCAUUUGUCCCAACAUCAAAUAAAUUUGAAGGUCUUGCUACGCAUGAUGCUCUGGUUGAAGUACAUGGUGCAUUAAAUACCGUUGCCGUAUCUAUGAUGAAGAUAGCAAAUGAUAUUCGAUUUUUGGGAAGUGGUCCUCGCUGCGGUUUAGGAGAAUUAUCCUUACCGGAAAAUGAACCAGGCAGUUCAAUUAUGCCAGGAAAAGUUAAUCCUACUCAAUGCGAAGCAGUUACAAUGGUUUGUUGUCAAGUGAUGGGAAAUCUUGUUGCCACAUCUAUUGCUGGAAGUAAUGGUCAUUUCGAACUUAAUGCAUUUAAACCAGUAAUAGUAGCCAAUACAUUACGAUCUACAAGAUUAUUAGGAGAUGUUGCUGUAUCGUUUACAAAGAAUUGCGUUGUUGGAAUAAAAGCAAAUAAGGAUCAUAUAAGCAAAUUAUUGAACGAAAGCUUAAUGUUAGUUACUGCUCUUAAUCCACACAUUGGAUAUGAUAAGGCUGCUAUUAUCGCUAAACAGGCUCAUAAAGAAGGAAGUACUUUAAAAGAAUCUGCAUUGAAAAAUGGAAUAACUGCUGAACAAUUUGAUCAAUGGGUCAGACCUGAAAAUAUGCUUGGACCUAAAUAAAUUUAUAGAAAAUAACAUAAAAUGUGUUAUUUUUGAAAUAGCUUAUUUUGAAAAGUACAUACAUUUUUUUUUUCUUUUUUUUUUCUUUUUAUAGAGAAUUCUUCCCUUUAUACAAAAGAGCACUGAAAAAAAUGUUCUAUAACAUUAAAAUCUUGAUUAUAAUACCAUCUAUUAUCAACAAUCACAGUUUUAUAUUUGUAAUUGUUAACAUGUAUAAUUAAAUGUAAUUGAUAAAAUUAAAUAAAUAUUUAUUUAUCGUUAGUUUAA